AAGUGACAUGUGAUCUGCUGCUGGUCUCGUCCUCACGAGUUGUUGAGAGCUGUAUAUAUUCUGAGGUGGUCCGGUAACGUUCAUGACAAGGCCGCCGGGUAGUUUGGCGACAGGGAGGGGCAGUAUAUACAAUAUUUUUCUCCAUCAUGGGGGGAAAUGGGUUCAUUAAGCAGAAGAAUGGCCAUGCCAACGGAUUAAAUGGGAAACAUGUGAAGGAAGACAGCUGGAAAGAUGAUUUUUACGAGUCUUUCGAAGAGACACCACUUUUGUUGGCCAUUGUCACCAGUCUGGCUUAUGGCAUCCUGGUGAUAAUUGGUCACAUCAAGGAAUAUUACAGAGUGUACAUAAAAUGGGAACACAAAAGGAGCAGUGAACCCGGACUUGAGGACUUUGUUCCACUGUAUGCCAGUUGGGAGAGUUUUUAUAAAAAGAAUGUAUUCCGCCGUAUCAAGGAUUGCUGGAUGCGACCAAUAGCCAGCUGUGCAGGGGCCAACUUUGAAGUAAUGGAGUUGGUCACACAUGACUAUGGCUGGAACUUUGAACUUACUGGCAGGAAAAUACCUGCAAUGAACUUUGGGUCAUACAAUUACCUGGGUUUUGCGGAGAACAAGGGACCCUGCGCUGAUGCCUGUCAGGUCACAACCUUGGAAGAAGGGGUGGGCGUGUGUGCCAGUAGACAGGAACUGGGUUAUUUGGAAAUUCACAAGGAACUGGAUGAGUUGAUGGCUGAAUUCCUGGGAGUCGAGGCGGCUGUCACCUUCCCAAUGGGCUUCGCCACCAACUCUAUGAAUAUGCCUGCCCUCAUGGAUAAGGGGUGCCUCAUCCUGAGUGAUGAGCUGAACCACGCCUCCCUGGUGCUGGGCUCGCGCCUCAGUGGUGCCACAAUCCGGGUGUACAAGCACAACAACAUGAAAGAUUUGGAAAAGAAAUUGUGUGACGCUGUGGUCCAUGGGCAGCCUCGUACUCACCGGCCAUGGAAGAAAAUACUCAUUGUUGUGGAAGGGGUGUACAGUAUGGAAGGAUCAAUAGUGCGACUCCCUGACAUUGUCGCCCUUAAGAAGAAGUACAAGGCAUACAUAUACCUGGAUGAGGCCCACAGUAUCGGAGCCAUGGGGCCCCACGGCCGCGGUGUCGUAGACUACUUCAAUGUUGACCCACGAGACGUGGAUGUGUUGAUGGGUACAUUCACCAAGAGCUUUGGUUCAUCUGGAGGAUACAUUGGAGGAACGAAGAGCCUCAUCAAUCACUUAAAAGUGAACUCCCAUAGCGCCAUCUAUGCUUGUGCCAUCUCCCCUCCCAUAGCCAGGCAGGUCAUCCACUCCACGAAGAUUAUCAUGGGCAAAGAUGGAACUAACCUUGGUGAGAAACGUGUCCGACAGCUAGCUUGGAACGUCCGCUACUUCCGUCGCAGACUCCAAGACAUGGGCUUCAUUGUCUAUGGCAAUAAGGAUUCUCCAGUUGUGCCUGUGCUUGUCUUCUUACCAUCCAAAAUGGCUGCCUUCAAUAGAAUGGCCUUAGAGCGUGGGCUGGGUAUUGUGGUGGUUGGAUUCCCAGCUACUCCUCUCAUUGAAUCUCGAGCCAGGUUCUGUCUGUCUGCCGCUCACACCAAAGAGAUGCUGGACAAAGCCUUGGACAUCAUCGACAAGCUUGGCGAUGACCUGUGUCUCAAGUACUCCCGGCGCCCUCAUCAUCAACAUAACUACAAGGACUUAGUCAAACUCAUUGAGUAACUGCCUGUCAUCCACCUUGCACUUCCAAGACUUCAACAAUGGCACCUCUGGACUGGCAUCUUGACCAAGAUGCUGCAUGAGGGACCAAGACAACAGCUCAACCACUACACAUCACUUCUCCAGCUUCCAGAUGGGGAUUGUUGAAACAACUAAAUACCAAAUCCUUAUUUUUCUGUUGUCUACAGACAUUUUCUUCACUGCAGAAUCACAGUAUUUUCCAACUGGUAGAGCGUCCACCCGGAGAGCAGAAGGUUCAGGGUUCGAUACCAUGCCGCGUCAUACCAAAAGACGUUAAAAGAUGGUAUUUGUUGUUACCCUGUCUGGAGUUUUAAGGAGCUAAAAUAAGGACUGGUCGGCUUGGAGUCAGCAUUCUGUGUCUGAGUUGGGUAUUCAUAUUAAAACUGCAGCAUGGUAUCUCAUUGGGCUAGCACUAUAAAUCGGCAUCAGUCCGGACGAGUACAAGCCGUUACACACACACAUGUACACGCAUGUCGCUAUGUAAGUGCAAUAAUCUUGGACGCGAUGUUUAACCCAUUUCACCUCACCUCACAAUAGUAUUUUCCAUAUGAACCUUUGAUCAACAUAUAUAUAUAUAUGUGUUCAAGCAGUGGAGUGGGCCGUAUCAUCUCAACAGCUCACCUGCUCUUGUAGCUUCACAGAAGACUGUAUACUUGGUAUACAAUAAGGUCAUACAAGUCUACAUCUCUUGUGAGUGUUGUGAAGUGAUGAUCUUUACACCAUGAACGGUACUCAAAGGUUAACAACAUUGGCAGAUUUGCCCACUGUUCUUCGGCACAGCACAUGGCUCUGUAGAGUUGUGUCCCUUGUCAGUGUCAAGAUCUGCUGGUCUGUGUUUGAAUCCAAAAAUGCCCUGAUUAAGAUUCAUUUCGCAGCACUAUUUUCUGUUUUUUUGGUUCAUAAGAGUGAUAAAUGUCAUUGUGGGCUUUCCUCACAAGAGGUUAAUCUGAACUGAAAAUAAUAUUCAAAGUGGUGUUCAACUGGUCUGUUGCAGAUCCUUGCUGUAGUAAGAGAGGCUGUUGAUGAAAAUGUUUACGUCUAAACUUGUGCAAGGUGAUUUGUUUGUCCCGAUACUGUUACUGAUAAACUGA
Messenger RNA from Haliotis rufescens (red abalone), 2839 nucleotides. RefSeq names its product serine palmitoyltransferase 2-like. The record is from RefSeq and is a predicted model, not a curated record. Lineage: Eukaryota; Metazoa; Mollusca; Gastropoda; Lepetellida; Haliotidae. The transcript has 13 exons. Gene Ontology annotation, molecular function: pyridoxal phosphate binding; serine C-palmitoyltransferase activity. Gene Ontology annotation, cellular component: serine palmitoyltransferase complex. The coding region runs from base 147 to 1730 and encodes 527 amino acids. Gene Ontology annotation, biological process: ceramide biosynthetic process; sphingosine biosynthetic process.